Molecule: messenger RNA, 1918 nt
Organism: Monodelphis domestica (gray short-tailed opossum)
Lineage: Eukaryota; Metazoa; Chordata; Mammalia; Didelphimorphia; Didelphidae
Gene: PRND
Product: prion like protein doppel
Biological process (GO): intracellular copper ion homeostasis; protein homooligomerization
Cellular component (GO): membrane
Molecular function (GO): copper ion binding
Source: RefSeq, a predicted model, not a curated record
UUUUUACAUUCACAAAAGGGAUGCGUUUCCUCCAACACAUUCUGAGGUCCUUACAAAUGUCACAGUCUUCAAAGAGGCAGUUUUCAUGAGAAUGUCCAUCUGGACAAAUUGAGAGUGACCCGGAGACUUUCAGAUUGGUACUCCCAGGAAGUGAAUAAUAUCAUACCAUAUUUGGAGAGAAGUAUCAGUGCCACCUCCUUCUCCUGCUAUAUAGUUGUUGAGUACAACUGAUAAAGAACCAGUUCUGUGGGGAGAAUUUAACUUCUUCUGGCUUCCAAAGCAACCUUUUCCAACAACGAAUAAAAGGCUUUUAAUACAAUGAGGAGACAUUUGGGAAUUUGUUGGAUAGCCAUCUUCUUUGCCCUGCUGUUUAGUGAUCUCUCCUUGGUCAAGGCCAAAACUACAAGACAGAGAAAUAAGUCAAACAGAAAAGGUUUGCAAACUAAUAGAACCAACCCAACCACAGUGCAGCCCUCAGAGAAACUCCAGGGGACUUUCAUCAGGAAUGGCAGAAAGCUUGUCAUUGACUUUGGGGAGGAGGGCAACAGUUACUAUGCGACCCAUUACAGCCUGUUCCCAGAUGAAAUCCAUUAUGCUGGGUGUGCCGAGUCCAAUGUAACAAAGGAGGUCUUCAUCAGCAACUGUGUGAAUGCUACCCGCGUAAUCAACAAGUUGGAGCCCCUAGAAGAACAAAACAUAAGUGAUAUUUAUUCUAGAAUACUGGAACAAUUAAUAAAGGAAUUAUGUGCCCUUAACUAUUGUGAAUUUAGGACAGGGAAAGGAACUGGCCUUCGGCUCUCUUUAGACCAAUAUGUUAUGGUCUACCUGGUGAUUCUGACUUGCUUGAUAGUGAAAUAAAUAAGCACAGAGCCUGACAAGGAGAGAUGGAUAAGCCAUCCAGCCACAGGCAAAGACCAAAGUUAUCUCAGGCUCCCUUCCUGCUGUAACAAAACCAUUACCCCUUAAAAAAAACCUUCCAAAACUCUCUGACAAAGGUUUAAUUUCCCAAAUAUAUAAGAAACUAAGUCAAAUUUAUAAAAAUUCAAGCCAUUCCCCAAUCAACUAGUGGUCAAGGGAUUUGAAUAGGCAGUUCUCAGAUGAAGAAAUCAAAACUAUCUAUAAUCACAUGAAAAAAUGUUCUAAAUCCCUCCUGAUAAGAGAAAUGCAAGUAAAAACAACUCUGAGGAACCACCUCACACCUAGCAGAUUGACUAAUAUGUGAACAAAAGAAUGUGAUAAAUGUUGGAGGGGAUGUGGAAAAAUUGGGACACUAAUGCAUUGCUGGUGGAGUUGUGAAUUAAUCCAACCAUUCUGAAGGGCAAUUUGGAAUUAUGCCCAAAGGGCUUUAAAAGACUGUCUGCCCUUUGAUCCAAUCAUACCACUUCUGGGUUUGUAUCUAAAAGAGAUAAUAAAGAAAAAGACUUGUACAAAAAUAUUUAUAGCUGCACUCUUUGUGGUAGCAAAAAACUGGAAAAUGAGGGAGUGUCCAUCGAAUGGCUGAACAAAUUGUGGUAUCUGAUGGUGAUGGAAUACUAUUGUGCUGAAAGGAAUGAUGAAUUGGAGGGAUUCCAUGUGAACUGUAAAGACCUCCAGCAAUUGAUGCAGAGUGGAAUGAGCAGAACCAGGAGAACAUUAUACACAGAGACUGAUAUACUGUGGUACAAUUGAAUGUAACAAACUUUUCUACUGGCAGCAAUGCAAUGAUCCAGGACAAUUAUGAGGGACUUAUGGGAAAGAAUGCUAUCCACAUGCAGAGAAAGAACUAUGGGAGUAGAAAUGCAGAAGAAAAACAUAUGAUCGAUCACAUGAUUCAAUGGGGAUAUGAUUAGGGUAUUGGCUUUAAAAAAUCAUUCUACUACAAAUAUGAAUAGCAUGGAAAUAGGCUUUGAAUGAUGAUACAUGUAUAACCCAAUGGAAU